UCUUGAGAAGCAUUUAUUCAUUUUUGCUUUAGCUUUUUGAACUCCUUAGAUUUAGAAGCCUUGACCUUUUGGAAUUGAUUAUUGCCUACAAAGGAGAUCGUGUAUGUAUUCUUUUUCUUUUUUUGAACUCAUCAAAGCUUGGUUCAUAUAUCUUGACUCGUUCUCUGCAAAUUCUGUUUCUUGAUCUUUCAGUAGCGUUCUUCUUAAAAAUUCAGAAACAAUUGGUUAUACCACAAAAGCAAAUUAAAAUUUUUGGUUGGUCCGUGAAAGAAAAUUAAAAAUGUUGCUUUUGGUAAAAGUUUUUGGGUCUCAAAAAUCUUCUUUUAAAAAACCUUUUAUGAUGUUUUCUUCCCGGAUAUGUUGAAUGAUAAGUAUGAAUCCGUAUUAGAAAGUGGUUAAUGGGAUCGGACAGCUUUGUUCAACACUGAUCUCCAUGGUUAAACAAAUUUUCACUGAAUUACCACGGAAGUCUGAAGUAAUGUAUUGGUGUGUUGCCUUAUCCUUAUCUGCUUAGGCAUCGCGAUAUCUGUCGUACUGUGCCGUCUGUACCAUGUUUAUUUUGUCUUUUUCUUCCAUCUCCAACCGUUUUUGUUCUUGUCAUGAAUUUUCAGUAUCAAUCAUUCUCGUAGAUGUACAAACAUGUGGUUCAGCUGACCAGGUUGGAAUUUUGAAGAUGAUUCUCUAUCUAGCCUUAAGAUACCCACUCAGUCCGGCACUCGAACAUCUAGCUCGAGUUUCAGUUUUCCUUCUAUUGUGGUUUUGUUUGUAUCUUUGCCUUGUUUUGGAUGUUGGUCCCUGGUUCUUUUGGCGUUACUUGGCCCACUUCCCCCCCCCCCCCCCCCCCACCAAAACAGUUCUUAUCUUUAUUCGUUCCUGUUUGCUAAUCAAUAACAAAGGCGGUCCACACAUUUUCUGCCUUCAUAUAAUCUAUUUCAAACCCUACAGUUUCUCUGAGUAUGUCAUGUUAGGUUCUUUUCUGGUCUCUGAUGCUCGGCAAUCGGAAUUCAUGGGGCAAAUUACUCUAUAAUUUCCUUUAUGCUCCAUGUGCACUUACUUGCCUGCCUUUAGCUGUUUUGGCGGGUACUCAUUUUGGGGACUACUGAAGUGAAAAUGGAUUGUUUUGAUAAAAUCAUAGCUGUUAAAGGUUGGCUAGGCCUAAAAAUACCUAUCAUUUUACCUGGAUGUAGAGAGGGAAUUGGCUGGUUAAUCUAUGUACUGGAAUAGCAGAACCAGAUGCUUUGGGGAAACAUUUUCUACCAGUAAUGGCUUCAAGAUCAUGUGCCAACCUUCUGGAUUUGGUUUCUGGUGAUCUACUGGACAUCCCUCAAACUCCUAGAUCUCUUCCAAGAGUGAUGACAGUUCCUGGAAUUAUCUCUGACUUAGAUGGCGAUUCAGAGGGGACUUCAUCAGUUUAUCACGAAAGGAAAAUUGUAGUAGCAAACAUGUUACCUUUGCAUGCUCAAAGGGAUGCAGGAAGUGGGAAAUGGUGCUUCAGCUGGGAUGAGGAUGCACUUCUAUUACAAUUGAAGGAUGGCUUUUCAGCUGAGACUGAUGUUAUUUAUGUGGGUUCUCUCAAGGUUGAAAUAGAUGUCAGUGAGCAAGAAGAAGUUGCCCAGAAUCUUCUCGACAAAUUUAAUUGUGUGCCGACCUUCUUACCACAGGACCUUCUAAAGAAAUUCUAUUAUGGUUUCUGCAAACAGCAACUAUGGCCUCUUUUUCAUUACAUGCUACCCAUGUGCCCUGACCAUGGUGACCGCUUUGAUCGCUCGCUUUGGCAGGCCUAUGUGUCUGCAAAUAAAAUAUUUGCAGAUAAAGUUAUGGAAGUAAUUAACCCUGAGGAGGAUUAUAUUUGGGUUCAUGAUUAUCACCUCAUGAUUCUCCCUACUUUCUUGAGAAAGCACUACAACCGAGUCAAGCUAGGAUUCUUUCUGCACAGUCCAUUCCCUUCAUCUGAAAUAUAUCGAACUCUGCCAGUAAGAGAUUAUAUUUUGAAAGGAUUGCUGAAUUCUGAUCUAAUUGGUUUCCAUACAUUUGAUUAUGCCCGUCACUUCCUGUCAUGCUGCAGCAGAAUGCUAGGUCUGUACUAUGAAUCUAAGCGAGGACAUAUUGGGCUCGAUUACUUUGGACGGACAGUGUACAUUAAAAUUCUCCCUGUAGGUAUUCAUAUGGGUCGACUUGAAUCUGUAUUGAAUCUUUCAUCUACAUCUAUCAGAGUUAAAGAGAUCCAGGAACAGUUCAGGGGGAAAAAGGUGUUCAUUGGUGUUGAUGACAUGGACAUAUUCAAAGGUAUCAGUCUGAAACUCCUAGCAUUUGAACAGCUUUUGCAGCAGCAUCAGGAGUUGCAGGGCCAACUGGUCUUGGUUCAAAUAGUGAAUCCUGCAAGAAGCUCUGGGAAGGAUGUGCAAGAAGCUAAGAGAGAGACUUAUUUGACUGCAAGAAGGAUCAAUGAAGCUUAUGGAUCUCCAGAUUAUGAGCCAGUAGUUCUGAUUGAUCGCCCUGUUGCUCGAUAUGAAAAAACUGCCUACUAUGCUGUGGCAGAAUGUUGUAUUGUUAAUGCUGUGAGGGAUGGUAUGAAUUUGGUUCCUUACAAGUAUAUAGUUUGCCGACAAGGCUCCAUGGCUAUGAAUAAAGCCAUGCAGAUUGAGACAGAUUCUCCUCGCACAAGCAUGCUUGUUGUGUCAGAGUUUGUAGGGUGCUCUCCUUCUUUAAGUGGGGCAAUUAGAAUUAAUCCAUGGGACAUUGAUUCUGUCACUGAUGCCAUGCAUUUGGCAAUCACCAUACCUGAUUCUGAGAAACACUUGCGGCAUGAAAAGCAUUACCGAUAUGUUAGUUCUCAUGAUGUGGCUUAUUGGGCUCGCAGCUUUGCUCAGGAUUUGGAGAGAGCAUGCAAAGAUCAUUACAGCAAGCGCUACUGGGGAAUUGGUUUAGGCCUGGGAUUUCGAGUAGUUUCGCUUUCUCCAAAUUUUAGGAAGUUGUCUAUUGACCACAUUGUCUCAGCAUAUAAGAGGACAAGUAGAAGGGCAAUAUUUCUGGACUAUGAUGGUACUGUUGUUCCCCAAAGCUCUAUUGUUAAAACGCUGAGCACUGAAGUUGUGACGACUCUGAAUAUUCUGUGCAAUGAUCCUAAGAACACUGUCUUUAUUGUUAGUGGGAGGGGAAGAAGCUCACUGAGUGAGUGGCUUGCCCCUUGUGAUAGGUUGGGAAUAGCUGCGGAACAUGGAUACUUCAUAAGGUGGAACAAAAACACUGACUGGGAAUCCGGUCCCCCAACUUCAGACCUUGAAUGGAAGGAAAUUGUUGAACCGGUGAUGAAUCUAUAUAUGGAGGCAACAGAUGGAUCUUAUAUAGAAACUAAAGAGAGUGCUUUGGUGUGGCACCAUCAAGAUGCAGAUCCUGAUUUUGGAUCCUGUCAAGCAAAGGAAUUGUUGGAUCAUUUGGAAAAUGUACUUGCAAAUGAGCCGGCAGUUGUUAAUAGGGGCCAAUAUAUUGUUGAAGUCAAGCCACAAGGAGUGAGCAAAGGGUUGGUGGCGCAGAAGGUUCUAUCAACGAUGGUCGGCAGAGAGGGAGCACCAGAUUUUGUAAUGUGCAUUGGGGAUGACAGAUCAGACGAGGACAUGUUUGAAAGCAUAUUAAGCACAGUUUCUUGCCCAUCAUUGCCAGCAGCUCCUGAGAUAUUUGCUUGUACUGUUGGGCAAAAGCCAAGCAAGGCCAAGUAUUAUCUUGAUGAUACUGCAGACGUGGUGCGACUGCUCCGAGGCCUUGCUAAUGCUUCAUGUCCUAAACCUCCGCAUAUUGCUCAGUUCCAGGUUUCAUUUGACAGUGCGUUUUGAGAUGAUGAGAUUCUCUUUUCUGGAUUAUGAAAAGGUCCGGUUGUUUUAGUCUGUCUUGGGCUUCACUGCUGGCUGGCUCACACUGCCGGAGGAAGGUUAUGAUGGUGGAUUUUGGGAUCAACAGGGGACACCAGAAUUUCCCAUGCCAGGAAGCUUCUUUGGGCAAGUUCUUUUUUUUUUAUUCUAGGUACAGUUUUGCGGAUGCUGAUGCUUAUAGCGGCUGCUGCCCUUACUAGAGGGCAGUGCUCAUUUGUAUAGGGACAAUGACAAAUUUUUCUCUCCCCCAUACAUCAAUGUCAGUUUGAUUCGAGAAUUCUAUUGGUCCAUUUGAACUGCAAAUCACGUCAAAAUGUCAAUAUGUGGUGACUGAAUUCUUCAAGACAGAUCAAAAGUGUCUGGAAAAUCCCCCCACCCCCAGUCUCUCCUUGUAAAUGGUAAAUCUUAAUCCUUUCGUAUA
This is a messenger RNA of Diospyros lotus (date-plum), 4287 nucleotides long. RefSeq names its product probable alpha,alpha-trehalose-phosphate synthase [UDP-forming] 9. Lineage: Eukaryota; Viridiplantae; Streptophyta; Magnoliopsida; Ericales; Ebenaceae. Gene Ontology annotation, cellular component: cytosol. The record is from RefSeq and is a predicted model, not a curated record. Gene Ontology annotation, molecular function: catalytic activity. The coding region runs from base 1263 to 3830 and encodes 855 amino acids. The transcript has 4 exons. Gene Ontology annotation, biological process: trehalose biosynthetic process.